CUUCCCCGUUGUCCUUUUUAUCUUCAGCCACGCGUGACGGAAAAUGGUUUCUGUCACGUAAAUGUUCGCGUGUUUGUGACACUUCGAUGCCUUUCACACGUGGAGUGUCGAAGUCCGCAGAGCAAAACGUUCAUGUAGCCGCCGCCAGACGCGCAUAAAAUUGUCUUUUAAUUUUGUUUGCAGGUUAACAGGCUCUGUCAACUCAUGAGUCUUGAAUUUUUUGAUCAACUCCUGGUAGAGUUGAGUGACCAAAGUCACCCGUGCACAGUUGACCUACGGCUCUGCGGCUUGGCUUACUUCGAGUUUUACGCAGCAGCUUGUUCAUUGCAUAAUAACGUUGGCUCAUGGACAUCAAUGAAACCUUUUAUCGAUAGGGCGUAUCAAGAAAUGACCCGCUUACCGCCACCCGAGACCCUUUGCUGGCGAAGGCUAUACACAGACGCCUGCCUCUUGUGUGCCAUAUCUCAGGUUUCUGAUUUGGCACAGGAUGAUGCAGCAGCUACAGAGGCUGUUGCUAUCUUGGAUCGUGCUAUCAUUAUAGCAGGCGCUCCUGGCAGAUUGGAUUCCAUCCAUCAACUCAUCAAAAAUAUCCAAGAGAACUAUCUGACGCUGAAACCACUCAUAACCUCUUCUCACAAACAACCUCUAACACAAAUGUACCACUCUAGCGCCUUUUCCCUUUGUGUUCCUUGCAUUGACCCCCCACCAAAUGUCCUCGGGAGGCAGUGGUCACAAAAGCCAUUUGUACUCCAACGUUAUGGUUACGUACAAGGUUGGAAGGCCCUUAGUUCGUGGGCGUCUAUUGACUAUCUCCGUUCGUGGCGGGCCCUGGUCUCCCUCGACUUUCCUGAACACACAGCUCAACCCCAGAACGAGGUAUUAUACCUUGCACAACAUAACCUCUUCAUGCAAUUCCCGGCACUUGAAGGGGAUAUUGGUAUUCCCGAAUAUGUUUAUGCAUGCCCUGACCCCCCAUCUUGUUAUCCUGCUUACAAACCUCCGGGAAAUAUGGAUGGGUUGAUCAUCAAUGCAUGGCUUGGCCCAAGGGGUACCAUUUCCCCGGCCCAUACUGAUCCCUUCUUUAAUUGUUAUGUCCAAGUAGUCGGUCGCAAGACUGUUUGGCUCGCACCCCCUGAUGUUUCCAAUCUGAUGUAUCCAUUCGACACAUCGACAUCUGACACUGCUGAUAAGUCUCGCAAUCCGGCGGCCAACGUUACGGAGCCAUCGAUGUGCAAUACAUCUCGGGUGGAUGUGUUUCCUCAUUCUGCGAAGGCAGAGCAAGCGUCGCGAGAUGCUUUCCCUGAUUUUUGGAAAGAGGUGCCGCAGAAAGCUAUGUGCGUGACCUUGGCCCCCGGUGAUGUACUAUUUUUUCCUCCUGGAUGGUGGCAUGCGAUGCAGAGUGAAGAGACGAGUUUUUCUAUCUCGAUGUGGUUUUAGUUGUGGUUUUAAGAUGGUGUUGUGUACAUAUAUAUGUUGAUGGUGACCAUUACGAGCAAUGCGAAAGUCGGAGAAUGACUCAGA
Suillus fuscotomentosus is the source of this 1521-nucleotide messenger RNA. RefSeq lists its product as uncharacterized. NCBI's taxonomy places the organism in Eukaryota, Fungi, Basidiomycota, Agaricomycetes, Boletales, Suillaceae. Bases 205 to 1437 code for a protein of 410 amino acids. The transcript has 5 exons. Gene Ontology annotation, molecular function: 2-oxoglutarate-dependent dioxygenase activity. The record is from RefSeq and is a predicted model, not a curated record.